UCUGUUGGAGAGAAAAGAAAAGGUGAGGAUGCGGCCCUGGAAGGUUUUUAAACCCCAAACACUGCCCAGAUUGUGGGGGUUUGCUCACAGCAGUGCACUGUCAGGGAAGGGCAGCCUCCGGCUCAGAGUCUAAAACACCAAUUCUUGGUGUUCAAGGUGAUGUUUAACCCGACCUUGCUUUGAACAGUUCUUCCCUGCUGAGAGCAGAGGGACAGCCUGGAUCCAGCCAAAAUCUGGUGGGAAUUUAUGUGACAUUUACUUUCUUUCUGUGUUUGGCUCUGGGAGGUUCCAGCCCUGCUCGGUGCUUAGCAAAAGGUGUGGGUCAGGGCUUUCUGCAUCUAGACUAAUUCCCAGCAAAAUAUGUCUGAUCUUAUCUCAUAGUGGCUUCUGCUACCCUUGGCACUCACCUUUGCUGGUGUGAAAAGGCUGCAGAAAGAGGUACCCCACAUCUCCCACUGGGCUUGGGAACCUCCAUCAGAUCCACCAGAGACAGGGCCAGCCCUCGAGAUUUCCUUCAUUCCUUCAGAAGGGCCCUUUUCCCCUUUGGCUGCCCCUUUCAGUACUUUAUUAUGCUCCUCAUUUGAUCCUUCCCAUCACCUUCCUUCCAGUUUUGGGCACCUCUCCCUCAGGCUCUCAUUUUUCCCCUACAGCUGGUGCAUUUCCAGCGUGAUGGGUGGAAGAAGGUAAGUGUUAUCAUCAAGGAGGGCACAAGGACUGUGGGCUGCUUCAAUCCGCAGCAGGAUUAAGAAGGAAACCCCCUCCCUGGAAGCCCUCUCCAGGCAGAGGAAGGACAGGAGGGGAGCUGUGAGUAGCCAGCAUGGAUAUACCAAGGGUAAGUCAUGCCUGACCAACCUGAGUGCCUUGGGCGAUGAGAGGAUUGAAGGCUGCGUGGACAAAAAGACAAGUAGUGGACAACAUUUACCUCAACUUUAGCAAGGUCACCAUGGUCUUCUGUUGGCUCCCUGCAGCCAAACUUGUGAGCUAGGGUUUGAGUAUAAGGUAUUUAAGAUGGGUGGUUCAUCAUCCAUGGUGUCUGGGACUGCUGAUGGACCCUGUUUCCAGCACUGGCUCAGCUCCUGUGGGACUGUGCCCCAUCGGUGAGGUCCCCCUCAGCUCCCUGGCAUGAUAAUGUCAAACAUGGCACUCAUGGAGCUGUAACCAUCUCUGAAAUGCUCGAAAAAUGGACAUGAAAGAUGGGAGUGUUGUUCUGAAGAGAGCCCCUGUUGCUCACUCGAGCUGAGGUCAUCUCCUCUGGGUACACUUCAAACUAAGAACCAUAGAGAGAAGAUAAUGACCUGCUUUGGGCUUUGUCACUCUCCUGGGGCUCAAAGAGAUUCACAGUCCCCAAAUCCCCAAAUUGUAUGAAAUAGUAAGGGUGUUUGUUGACUGUGGUUCAUUUUCAAGAUCCCCUGCAGAGCUUCAGGAAGGUGCAUCUUAACAUCUACCUCCAAGAGCAUCAGGAGGGAAGCAGAGGUAGUGCUGAGAUGGUCCUGGGCCUCAGUUCUUCGUGAUACUCUGGACUUUUCAUCAAAAACAAGGAGCUGGCUGUCCUGGGUCCUCACCACACAACUGCUGAGAAGGGAGGUCUGGAGAUCACCCUGCUGGAGAGCACACUCAGGACGCUUCCUCUGUUGACCACAGAGGGCUCCUGGAUGAGGACCAGAAGCUUUCCUGUAAAGAACCUUUGGGGAGUUUACAGUUACUGAGCUGAGACAGGUUGAGCUGGCUGAUCUCGGAGUCCCGGGCUGAAUGCUAACAAAGGGGACGAAAUGCAGCACCAAGGUAAAGCUAGUCGGGUGUGCAGCCACCCAACAGCUUUUCUUGAAGGUCACUGCUGAACAUCCAGAAGUGAGCCAGAGGACCACGCACCAUGCUGUGCCACAGCAUUUUACAGCUUAAGCAAAGCUUUCCUUUUGCAGCACCCUGUUUGUUUUACCUUGGCUGUGAUAUGACUUUUGGCAAGCUGUUUCCUAUUGCUCUGUGCCUAAACUCUUCCUUUAGAUCAUGUGUGACUGUCUCUGAGUAGGUCCCACUGAAGGGAGGGUUUUCCACCUGGGAGAUACCUGCCUGAUGUAGAAGAAACCUCCAGUAAGGAGUUCACACAGAAACCACACGCCAAACUAAUGGCAGAAAGAAAUUGCACCCAGGUGACUGACUUCAGCUUAACGGGGUUCACAGAGGACCUGGUGACUCAGGUCAUCCUCUUUCUGAUGUUUCUAUUCACCUAUCUUGUCACCAUCCUGGGGAACCUUGGGAUGAUUGUGUUAAUCAGGGCCAACCCUCAGCUCCACUCCCCCAUGUAUUAUUUCCUGGGCAAUCUGGCUUUUGUAGACCUCUGUUCUUCCACUGUCAUCACCCCCAAGAUGUUGAUUGACUUUCUAUCAGAGAAGAAGAGCAUUGCUUAUGCUGGGUGUGUGGCUCAGGUGUUCAUUUUUGAUCUUUUUGGAAUAACCGAGUGCUUCCUGCUGGCUACGAUGGCGUAUGACCGUUACAUGGCCAUUUGCCAUCCCCUGGUCUAUCUCCUUGUCAUGUCCCCAAAACGCUGUUUCCAGCUGGUGGCUGGGUCAUACCUCAUGGGGUUGACAAAUGGCAUGGGACAGACUAUCAGCAUGUCCAAUUUAUCCUUCUGUGGCUCCAGUGUCAUUGAACUGUUCUUCUGUGACAUUUCCCCGCUGAUAUCACUCUCGACCUCCGACACCACCCUCAAGGAGAGAAUGGCUGUGGGAAACCACUCGAGUGUGACAGAGUUUGUCCUUUUGGGCUUCACCAAUCUGCAGGAGCUGCUCUUUGUGACUUUUUUGCUCAUCUACAUCACCACGCUGGUGGGGAACCUGGGGAUGAUCGUCCUCAUCAAGACCAGCUCUCAGCUUCAUGUGCCCAUGUAUUUCUUUCUCAGCCACCUCUCUUUCCUGGACAUCUGUUAUUCUUCAUCCGUCACGCCGAAGCUCCUAUCAGGCCUUCUUGAAGAGAGAAAUAUAAUUUCUUUCAAUGGCUGCAUCACACAGUUUUUCUUCUUUGCAGUAUUUGGCACCACGGAAGCCAUCCUUCUGGCUGUCAUGGCAUACGACCGCUACAUGGCCAUCUGUGAGCCUCUGCACUACUUGGCUGCCAUGUCUCAUGGGGCCAGUGUCCAACUGGUGGUGGGCUCCUACUCUGCAGGGACCCUGAAUGCCCUCGUGCACACCAGUGCUCUCCUCCGACUCUCUUUUUGUGGCCCAAACCUUGUCAAUCAUUUCUACUGCGAAAUCCCACCACUCCUGAUGCUCUCAUGCUCGGACACCUGGCUCAACAAGAUGGUGAUGGCUACGUGCAUUGGCUUCAUCAUAACAACCUCAGUCUUGGCCAUCGUGGUCUCCUACACCUGCAUCCUGCUCACCACCUGGAGCAUCAGCUCUGUGGAGAGCAGGCACAAAGCCUUCUCCACCUGCACCUCCCACCUCAUGGCUGUCGCCCUCUUCUAUGGUUCUGCGGCUUUCUUGUAUUUUCAUUCCUUUUCCAGACAUGCAGAAGAUCAAAGGAAAACAGCCUCUGUCUUCUACACGAUGGUGACCCCCAUGCUCAACCCUUUCAUCUACAGCCUGAGGAACAAGGAAGUGAGGAGCACCCUCAGAAGAGCUAUGACCAAGCUUCUCUCCUACAUGUAUUCCCACAGGUCCCACCAAAACGAAGCAGGUAUCGCCUGCCACAGUGGAGUCAGCAGAAGAAAUAAAGCUGACACCUGA
Tyto alba (common barn owl) is the source of this 3722-nucleotide messenger RNA. Its product is annotated as olfactory receptor 1052. Gene Ontology annotation, molecular function: olfactory receptor activity; G protein-coupled receptor activity; odorant binding. The transcript has 5 exons. Gene Ontology annotation, cellular component: membrane. Bases 2124 to 3722 code for a protein of 532 amino acids. NCBI's taxonomy places the organism in Eukaryota, Metazoa, Chordata, Aves, Strigiformes, Tytonidae. Gene Ontology annotation, biological process: sensory perception of smell; G protein-coupled receptor signaling pathway. The record is from RefSeq and is a predicted model, not a curated record.